AUGCAGGUGAAAAGCCCGAUGUGCGCGGAGGGGUCUCCGGGAGACAUCGAGGCGGACGAGUGUGAGAAAAAGACGUCAUGUUUCUCCAACAUAAAAAUAUUUCUGGUGUCUGAGUGCGCACUGAUGCUGGCCCAGGGUACCGUCGGUGCAUAUCUGGUGAGCGUGCUGACCACGCUGGAGCGGCGCUUCAACCUGCAGAGCGCCGACGUGGGCGUGAUCGCCAGCAGCUUCGAGAUCGGCAACCUGGCGCUCAUCCUGUUCGUCAGCUACUUCGGGGCGCGCGCCCACCGGCCCCGCCUCAUCGGCUGCGGCGGCAUCGUCAUGGCGCUGGGGGCGCUGCUCUCCGCCCUGCCCGAGUUCCUCACGCACCAGUACGAGUACGACGCCGGGGACUUCCGGCCGGCCGGCGAGGGCAGGGACGUGUGCUCCAACAGCAGCAGCGGGGCGGGGGCCGUGGACCCAGGCUUCAAGUGCACCCACAACAGGGCCAACACCAACAUGAUGUACCUGCUGCUGAUCGGGGCCCAGGUGCUGCUGGGGAUCGGGGCCACGCCCGUACAGCCCCUGGGGGUGUCCUACAUCGACGACCACGUCCGGAGAGAGGACUCCUCGCUCUACAUAGGUAUCCUGUUUUCCACGUUGGUGUUUGGGCCAGCAUGCGGGUUCAUCCUGGGCUCCUUCUGUACCAAGUUCUACGUGGAUGCCGUCUUCAUUGACGCCAGCACGUUGGACAUCACGCCCGACGACCCGCGCUGGAUUGGCGCCUGGUGGGGCGGCUUCAUCCUGUGCGGCUUCUUCCUCUUCCUGUCCUCGCUCUUCAUGUUCGGCUUCCCGCAGUCACUGACAGAGGCCACGGAGGGCAGCGGCACGGAGAGCCAGCAGGCCAUGUUGCCCGCCGAGCUGGCACAGGAGUACGAGGGCCGCGCCACCCACGGCCUCCACGCCAACAGCGGCCUCACCUGCUGCCAACACCUGCAGAUCAUCCCUAAGGUGACGAAGCACCUGCUGUCCAAUCCGGUGUUCACCUGCGUGAUCCUGGCCGCCUGCUUUGAGAUCGCCGUGGUAGCCGGCUUCGCAGCCUUCCUGGGGAAGUACCUGGAGCAACAGUUCAACCUGACAACCUCGUCAGCCAAUCAGCUACUAGGUAUGACGGCCAUCCCGUGCGCGUGCCUGGGCAUCUUCCUGGGCGGCCUGUUGGUGAAGCGGCUGGACCUGUCGGCGCUGGGGGCCAUCCGGCUGUCCAUGAUGGUCAACGUGGUGUCCACCGCCUGCUACGUCUCCUUCCUCUGGCUGGGCUGCGACACGGGGCCCGUCGCCGGGGUCACCGUUGCCUAUGGAAACGAGACUUUAGGCAAUUGGCAGAAGGCGGAGGCUGCGUGCAUAAGUGGCUGUGAGUGCUACACCACCUCUCUCAGCCCAGUCUGCGGCUCCAACGGAGUCACCUACCUCUCCCCAUGCCUCGCUGGAUGCACCAAACCCGACCUAAUGGGCUGCCGGUGCAUCUCGCGUGGCAGUAGCGCCCCGGGCACGGCCAUGCCAGGGAAGUGCCAGAGCCCAGACUGCCAGCGGGCGUUCCUCACCUUCCUGGCGGUGGUGUGCUGCUGCAGCAUGGUCGGCGCCAUGGCACAGACCCCCUCCGUCAUCGUCCUCAUAAGGACUGUGAGCCCAGAGCUGAAAUCGUACGCUCUUGGAGUUCUCUUCUUAUUGCUACGGCUGCUUGGUUUCAUCCCCCCUCCGCUGAUCUUCGGCAUCGGCAUCGACUCCACCUGCCUGCUGUGGAGCUCGGUGUGCGGGCUGCGUGGCGCCUGCCUGCUCUACGACAAUGUCACCUACCGCCACCUGUACGUCAGCAUCGCCAUCGUGCUGAAGGCCAGCGCCUUCGUGCUCUACUCGGUCACCUGGCUCUGCCUGCGCCGCCACUACGACCGCUACAUCCGCAACAACGAGGGCUACCUCACGCCCAGCCAACUCUUCGCCUCCAACGUCACCCUGGACAACCUGGGCAAGGAGAUCGCCCAGAACCCCGUCAACCGCACCAAGUUCAUCUACAACCUGGAGGACCCCGACUGGAACAUGGAAAACAUGGAGUCUGUGAUUUAG
Molecule: messenger RNA, 2100 nt
Organism: Engraulis encrasicolus (European anchovy)
Lineage: Eukaryota; Metazoa; Chordata; Actinopteri; Clupeiformes; Engraulidae
Gene: slco3a1b
Product: solute carrier organic anion transporter family member 3A1b
Exons: 10
Coding region: 1-2100 (699 amino acids)
Biological process (GO): transmembrane transport; sodium-independent organic anion transport; prostaglandin transport
Cellular component (GO): plasma membrane
Molecular function (GO): protein binding
Source: RefSeq, a predicted model, not a curated record